Zerene cesonia (dogface butterfly) is the source of this 4812-nucleotide messenger RNA. It is a transcript of the gene Rab9, whose product is annotated as ras-related protein Rab-9B. Gene Ontology annotation, biological process: retrograde transport, endosome to Golgi. The record is from RefSeq and is a predicted model, not a curated record. Lineage: Eukaryota; Metazoa; Arthropoda; Insecta; Lepidoptera; Pieridae. The transcript has 4 exons. Gene Ontology annotation, molecular function: GTP binding; GTPase activity. The coding region runs from base 301 to 984 and encodes 227 amino acids. Gene Ontology annotation, cellular component: late endosome; lysosome; phagocytic vesicle.
CAUCAGCUGUGUUUGCUUGUGAACGUGAAUUUUGUUGCCUUCCUAGGUACAAAUGUACAUCUGUUAAUUGUGAAGUUCUUGUAUAUUGUGCACAGUAUUUUAUCCAUAUUUUUGCAGGAAAACAUCCCAUUUUGCAUAUAAGUACAAAUAUUUUCUGGAACAAAAUUACUUAGAAUCAGUGUAAAAAUAUAUCCUUGAGAAGGCGACUUAAUUAAUUAAACAAACAUAUUUUACUGUGAGUUCCAAGGCUAAAGUAAUAAAAGCAAAGUUUGUGACUAUUAUGACAUUAACAAACUCAUAAUGGGUGAGGAAAAUGACCACUACGGUAGAACGUCGAAUAAAAACGUACUGUUGAAGAUUGUUAUAUUGGGUGAUGGAGGAGUAGGGAAAUCAUGUUUAAUGAGCAGAUUCAUAUCGAAUCACUUCGACGAUCACAACUUUCACACGAUAGGAGUGGAAUUUAUGAAUAAAGUUGUUGAAGUUAAUGGCAAGCCUUACACAUUGCAGAUUUGGGACACAGCUGGCCAAGAAAGAUUCAAAUCUCUUAGGACACCUUUCUACAGAGGUACAGAUAUAUGCAUAUUGGCAUAUGCGAUAGAUGACCGCAGUUCAUUUAACAAUAUAAAAACUUGGUUAAACGAAUUCCUGCACUACGCUGGAGUCAAGAAUGGCAUUGAAAAAUUCCCUUUUGUCGUAGUUGGCAAUAAGUCGGAUGUGUCGUCAAAGGACAGGGAGGUAUCGUAUGAACAGUUGAAACAGUGGUGUGAGCAAAAUAAAAUCGGCACUUAUAUUGAGACAUCCGCGAAAACUGACAACAACGUUGUUGAAGCAUUCUCUUUGGCUGUUCAGAGAUGGGCUAAUUUAGAAGAGAAAGCGGAGAAAGAGCUUCGCAUGUUGCACCAUCCCGAUACAGUAACAUUACACGGUUCGAACACAAACAGCGGCUUCCGGGCGACUUGCUGCUCUCGGUUCAUGGACGUAUGAGUGAUUUUCCUAUGGCAUAAAGUGUACCGUACAGUUGCAACAGAUAACAUAUCAUGAGGUAUUAUAUACAUUGACAGAAACCAGAGAUGAAAUCUAUAGUUUUUUAUGUCAAAGUGACAUUGACAGCUUUUGCUAGAAAAAACAAGUGCUACAAGGUUUCAAAUAUAAAUUUAUAGUUUAACUUUAUCGCUAUAUACCUAUGAAUCCUGUGAUUUAAAUUGGAACUACAAUAAUAAAAUUCCGGGGAUUACAAGAAUAAAUUUUAUCUAUAGUAAUAUUAUAAAGCUGAUGAGUUUGUUUGUUUGAACGCGCUUAUCUCAGGAACUACUUGUCCGUUAUGAAAAAUUCUUUAAGUUUUAUAUGGGCUAUUUAUUGUGGAAGGCGUUAGGCUAGACAUGUACCAAGUGCGAAGCCGGGGCUGACCGCUAGUGUUAAAUAUAAUGAAAAUAUUAAUAUCCAAAAUUCCGACAUUUACAGUAAACUAAUUCAAAGUGAUGUUUAUAAGAUGGCAUUAUUUCAGAUUGACCAAUUAUUCCUUGUAGCACCUAUCAAAAAUAGUAUAUUUAUUUAUCCAUCAAUUGUAAAUGUAUCUACAUUGAUAUGCCGGGAUAUGCCGAAGCGAAAUAAUAAUUACAUUAUUUCAUUUGAUAUUAUGCUUCGAGUUUAAUAUGAUUGUAUAUAUGUAAUUAAUAUUUUAAAAUUGUUAAUUUUUGUAAUGUACUUAUACAUUAUGAUUUCGAGAGGACAGCAUAAGCUAAAAUUGUGUUUUAUAGUGCCUUAAACUUAUUGUGCUUCAGGACGUGUACUAAAUAAAUAGUGUGAUGUGAAGUCAAAAUAAUUGGAUGCGAUAGAAAAAAUCAUACAGAUUCUAAUCAUUUUUGUGUAAAUUUUCAGUACAGUCUUUUAAUAAAUCGCGUAUACUUAUUUUUAAACGACGUAAUGUACGCAUGUAUGCGUGCGGCUCUGUGUACCGACACAGCCGGCCGAGCCCGUUAAUUUGUUGAUUGCAUGUGUGCGUGCAUCAUUCUAGCUCGUUUAGUCCCAAUAAGCUUUCACAUAUUCGUACAAGCUUUACACGGUAGUCUAGUCUUUUGUUAUUUGUAGGUAGGUAAUAUUAUAGAAUCCUACAUUUUUUUCUGCAUGAAAUAAAACAAUUUUAAUUUGAGCAAUAAAAAAUUCGUUCGAAUGUAACUUUUCCGUAUUAUUUAAACAAUACAGAUAAAUGCAUCAGCAUUUUCUGAUAAGAUAAGAAAAUUAUCUGUGGAACAUUUUUAUUCAUUUAAUCUCUUGGUAAAUGCGUUUAAUGCACUGGAAAUUCAAGCCUUGUGAUUAUUAAUUAUCUUUGUUAUGCAAUUAUCACCCAUAAUGUUCACAGAUUACAUAAUUUUAUUGUAUUUUAUUAUUAUUUACUUUUGAAAUGGUUUUAUUAAUAUUGUAUGAACGCAUUUUAAACAUUCCAGAUUGUAUAUUUAUUAUUGUAUGCGAAUAUAUUUUAUUUAGAUAUAACUUAUAAAGGAUUUGAAACUCUGAGCUAUUAUUAAUUUUUUAGCAUUGAAAUGCUUUAUAAAUGAGAAAUUUUGAAAUAUUUGAAAAAAUUACUACGGUUUGGCAAAAAUACGCUGGUUUGAAUCCCGGCUCGUGAUCAAUUUUAUUCUAUUAUUUCAAAAUUUUUCACUCUUAGCUAUAAAUAUGUUAUUUAAAUGUAUUAUAAUUUGUGAUUUCGCCUUCAGGGGCGUUACUGUAACGUCUAAAGCAGUUCUCAUUCCAGUGUGGGAAAAAGACAGCUAUAUAUAUGGUCUAGCGCCAUCAGCUUCUCUUACUGGAAUUAGUACUGAUAGUCCGCGAUGAUGAAACCUUUAAGUAUUUAUUUUCACAUCGUUUCUUUACAUAAAAUGGUUAGUAAUGAACAACUGUAAUAUAAAAGUAAGUGCCUAGUUUCAUAUUAAGUAGUUACCAGAUGGAAACGAGGUGUGCACGUAAUUUUAUAACAUGGCGAAUAUUAAUUAGCACAAACGAAUGUGGGAUUUGUUAAUGGCCUUAUACUUGCUUAUCAAAUCUACCUCUGUGACGUGGUAUAUUGCAUAAUUUUUUAGUAGGUACGCGUUUGUCGUUUUUUACAUAUUAUAUCAGCAAGACGAUUGCUGAUUUGUGAAUACCGAUUUGUACUUCAUUAUUAUUACUUAUUAUCGUUAUAUAUUAAAUUUGACUAAUACCAACGCUGGAAUAUCUGGUAACUGGCGGUGAAAUUCGAAAUUAGUGAAUUAAAGUUUGUUCGCCUUAUUCACAUACAAAACGUUAUUAGCCUACUUAUGAAAUUUCAGUUUGACUUAAGAAAAAUAAAAUGAAUCUCUAUUUAUAUUCUAUAUUUUAAAUAUGAAUAAAAACACUAUGAUCAUGCUGAGAUUCCAAUAACCUUUUGUAAAAUUUCAUGAGUAAUUUUUAUAUAGUAUUGUCAAAAAACGAACACUGAAAAUUUUGCGAUAUGUAUAUAAGAAUAUUCAACGUCAUACUUCUAAAGUAGUUUUUACUCAUUGUUACAUACUGUUGUUACAUACUCUGUCCCGGUUAUCGAUCGAUCUUAAUGUAUUUAGUCUCGAAAUAUUAAUGGAAAUAAUCCGUCUAAUACCAACCUAACACUUUCUAUCGUAGAUAAAAAACUUAAGAAUGAGCAGGAUAGCUUAUACGAUAUUAUUGUAUUUCGGCGUAUUUCCAAUUCGGAAAAAAUCAAAUGUAUUCUAUCUUGCUCGCUCGAAUAGGUAUUUUAUUGCGGUAGGAAGGGACGGAGGACAUUUUUAUGAAUAUGGAGAUUUUGAUUGAAGUUAUCUUAAAGUGACUAAUAAUGUAAAUUCAACGAGAAAACUCUGAGAAAAUAAUAAUUACCAUGAUUAACUUAAAUAUCUCCCUUUUAUUUGCGAUCAGAUUAAAAUAAAUACUUUUAAAAUUUGGUUGUAAUAAUUAUAAAUCUAGAACUUAAGGAAAUUAUUGUAAUCUUGCACAUGGGCUUUAAUAUAAUGUAAUAACAUCCUUCAGUAUUUAUAAGGAAUUCAAGUUUUGUAAAAUUGUAUUUGCUUAUUAUUUGUUGUCAGUUGCUUAAAUUUUAUCGCAUAGUAUAAUAAAGAUUAGUAGCGUAUGUUCGUAAUUAAUGUCGACUUAAUUUUUUAUACAUGUGUUAUUUCGAAUUUUAGUCGCACCUUUAUAUUGCCUGUAGAAUUUACGUACCUAGUUGUAAAUUUAUAUAGUAAUUGUUAUUUAAAUGUUAAAUAUUUUUUAUUUGUUCGAAGGUUAGUGUUGCACAUAUUUAUGAUAUAGGUUAGUAAUUAUACUUUAAAUAGGUUGUGGGAGUUUAUAAAUAUUAAGAGGCAAUCACAUUGUAAUCGGCCAUCGAAAAAAAUUUUUAUUAGUUGACUUAACACAAGUUCACUGGAGAAAAAUGUAUGCAGUAAAAUAAUAUCGAAUCUAAUCAGUGAUUUGAAAAAUUAGAUAUUUUUAUGCAUGGAAACAAUAAUAUUAAUUAGUGUAUACGUAUAGUCAGUAGUUUCAUUGUUUUCUCAGCGUCCCGCCAAUUCCAAUCCAACAUUCCGGGUGAUUGACACACGUCACACUGACACAUACAGCCAAACUCGUUAAUUCGGUAUUAACUAUUAUGCAGUUUUUUUUUUUUAAUUUUGUGUCACUUCCGGCAAACGUAGGUAUGUAGAUUAAAAAUGUUAUAUUUAUUCGGCCGCGUAGCAGCACAGAAUGCACUUAUUUCUUAAGUUUGAAGUUUAAGCUGUGAUGUUUACCUAACCUUUUAUGGGAAUAAUAAUAAAAAAAAACAUGUUUAAUAAA